Drosophila arizonae is the source of this 1633-nucleotide messenger RNA. RefSeq names its product Cytochrome P450 318a1 (gene Cyp318a1). NCBI's taxonomy places the organism in Eukaryota, Metazoa, Arthropoda, Insecta, Diptera, Drosophilidae. The record is from RefSeq and is a predicted model, not a curated record. Gene Ontology annotation, molecular function: oxidoreductase activity, acting on paired donors, with incorporation or reduction of molecular oxygen; monooxygenase activity; heme binding.
CCAAGCGAACGGAUCGAACAAGAAAACAAAAUAUCAAAACAAUCAAAAAUCAAAUAUUAAAACCGGAAUCGGAGUCGGGAGUUGGGUUCCGAACCAAAGUGAAACGCUGUGCGCUGCCUAUAAAGCACCGCAUUAGAGAACAGCAACAACAGCAACUACAACAACAACAACAAUGCAUUUACAUGUCGCUCUAUGGGUCUGUGGCACGCUUCUGGCGCUGCUUUUGGGCUGGCAGCAACGCAAAUGCUGGCGCCUCAUUUGGCAGCUGAACGGCUGGCGGGGCGUGGCACAGCAGCCGGUGCUCUGGUUUCUGAUCUGCAUCAAUUUGCAUCCAAACAGCAUUCUGGACAAGGUGACGCGUCUGCGUGUGCUCUUCCAGCGACCGCUGGCCAUCCUGAUUGGCACACGCGCGCUGCUCUACAUUGACGAUCCGGCGGGCAUGGAGUGCGUCUUGAAUGCGCCCGAGUGUCUGGACAAGACCUUCAUGCAGGAGGGUUUCUUUGCGCGACGUGGCCUGCUGCAUGCGCGAGGUCAGAAGUGGAAGCUGCGCCGCAAGCAGCUGAAUCCCGCCUUCAAUCAUAAUAUUGUCAUCAGCUUCUUCGAUGUGUUCAACUCGGUGGGCAAUCAGCUGUUGGAACAGUUUGCCACACAGCCGCAUCUGCACGGCUCGGCGGUGCGGUUCAAGGAUGCCGAGGAUAUGCUCAGUCGCGCCGUUUUGGAGGUAUCCUGCCUCACCAUUAUGGGAACGCCGACGAAUUUCACGCAGGCGGAUGAUGCACACAUCGCCACCACCUACAAAAGGCUACUUGAAAUCUCGGCUAUUAAAAUUGUCAAGCCCUGGCUGCAAAUCGAUUUACUGCAUCGGCUUUUGGAGCCGCAGCUGUACGCGGAGGCCGCGGCAUGCAACCAGCUGCUCGUCGACUUUGUGGCAGAAAUCGUGCAGCGCAAGCAUCGCAAUUGGCAGCUACGCAACGCCCUCGACAACGGGGAGGAUGCGCCCUGGCAGCGUCGCAUCUUCAUCGAGCAAAUGUUUCAGCUGGCCGCCAACGGUGAGCUCACCCUGCAGGACAUCGAGGAUGAGGCCCAGUCCAUGGUCCUGGUGUCCUUUGAGACCGUCUCCAAUAGCAUUAUGAUCGCGCUGCUCUGCCUGGCCACGCACAAGGGCGACUGCCAGCAGCGCCUGCGUGCGGAGAUCGAGAGCGUGAUGCCGCAUGGCAACGACGUCAGCUACGUGAGCGUGGAGCACCUGCAGCAGCUGCGCUACCUGGAUGCAUUUGUGAACGAGGCGCUGCGUCUGCUGGCGACGGUGCCGAUGAAUCUGCGGCACGUGAGUCGUGACUUUCAGCUGGCGGGCCGCGAUGCCAUCGUGCCGCAGAACACGAUCAUUGUGCUGGACACGUUCAGCAUGCAGCGUGACACCGCCUGGUGGGGCGAGAGGGCGACCCAGUUCGAGCCACAGCGCUUUCUGCAACAGCAGCAGGAGCUGCUGCAGAAGGAGGAGGAACUGGAGCAGGAGCAAGUGCUGCACGGCCAGUCCAAGUACACCCCGACACGCCGGCAUUCCUAUAGCUUUCUGCCCUUCUCCAAGGGUCUGCGCACCUGCAUAGAAUUUGGGGACGAGACGUGCGUGUGA